Cololabis saira (Pacific saury) is the source of this 27751-nucleotide messenger RNA. It is a transcript of the gene dst, whose product is annotated as dystonin. Lineage: Eukaryota; Metazoa; Chordata; Actinopteri; Beloniformes; Belonidae. Gene Ontology annotation, biological process: cell-cell adhesion; skin development; intermediate filament cytoskeleton organization. Gene Ontology annotation, cellular component: intercalated disc; cytoplasm; plasma membrane. The record is from RefSeq and is a predicted model, not a curated record. Gene Ontology annotation, molecular function: calcium ion binding; structural molecule activity; microtubule binding.
AUGAUGAUCGCUGCCGCCUUUCUGGUGCUGCUGAGGCCCUACAGUAUUCAAUGCGUGCUGCUUUUGCUCCUGCUUUUGCUCGGGACUAUUGCGACAAUUUUGUUUUUCUGCUGCUGGCAUCGCAGGCUCCGUAAUGGGAAGCAUCCCAUCAAAUCUGUGCUCUCCGGCGGACGCUCCAAGAGCCGCGUUGGUCUCCGAUCGCAUCAUUUUCGAUCAGAGGGUUUCAGGCACAGUCCACGUCACUUAAGAAGGAGCAUACAUGCUCGAGUGACAGAGGAAAAGCCCAAACUGGUUGAGGUUCCUGAGAGUGAACCUGACUCGUCCUCAACUCUGAGAAAACGUAAAGUGAAGAAGAGAGUUCCCACAGAGUUUUACCAAUCUGUGCAAGUCACUCCUACACGUAAAGCUAGCUCCAGUUCGGGGAACCCUUCCCUGCACUGCUCCAUGUCGUCCUCGGCGGAUAUAUCGGACGAGGAUGAUUACAGUGUUAAGUCCGGGUCGGCAUCGCCGGCCCCCGGGGACACUCUGCCCUGGAACCUGCCCAGACACGAGCGCUCCAAGAGGAAGAUCCAGGGGGGAUCCGUGCUGGAUCCGGCGGAGAGAGCGGUGCUCAGGAUCGCAGAUGAAAGAGACAGAGUGCAGAAGAAGACCUUUACAAAAUGGAUAAACCAGCAUCUGCUAAAGGUACGGAAGCAUAUAAAUGACCUGUACGAAGACUUGCGAGAUGGACAUAACCUGAUCUCACUCUUGGAGGUUUUGUCUGGAGACACACUGCCAAGGGAACGCGAUUUUCUGAAGACUUUGCGGUUGGUGAGUGGGACAGAAGCAUGUGCAGUUGAGCAGCAUGGAGACACAGUGGAUGAUGAUAAGGGGCCUCGGGAGAGAGGACGGAUGCGCUUCCACAGACUCCAGAAUGUACAAAUAGCACUGGAUUAUUUAAAACGGCGGCAGGUCAAACUUGUAAAUAUCAGGAAUGACGACAUCACAGACGGCAACCCAAAACUGACCCUGGGACUGAUCUGGACCAUCAUUUUGCACUUUCAGAUCUCGGAGAUCCAUGUGACAGGAGAGUCCGAGGACAUGACGGCCAAGGAGAGACUGCUGCUCUGGUCCAGGCAGAUGACAGAUGGCUAUGUGGGCGUACGAUGCGAUAACUUCACAACUUCCUGGAGGGAUGGGAGGCUAUUUAAUGCCAUCAUUCAUAAAUACAGACCGGAUCUGGUGGACAUGAGCAGCGUGUCGGCACAGACCAACCGCUCAAAUCUGGAGCGUGCAUUUUGUGUAGCAGAACAGUUGGGGGUGGCCAGGCUGCUGGACCCUGAGGAUGUUGAUGUUCAGUCUCCUGAUGAAAAAUCUGUCAUCACAUACGUCUCAACCCUUUACGAUGCCUUCCCCAAAGUACCCGAUGGUGUUGAAGGAAUAAGUGCUAAUGAUGUGGAUAUCAAAUGGGUGGAAUACCAGAACAUGAUCAAAUACCUCAGCCAGUGGAUCAAACACAAUGUGGCCAUGAUGUCAGAUAGACUGUUCCCCAACAACCCUGUGGAAAUUAAGGCACUUUAUUCACAGUAUCUACAGUUUAAGGAACGUGAAAUCCCACUAAAAGAAGACGAGAAAACAAGAAUCAAAAAUCUCUAUAAAAUGCUUGAGAUGUGGAUUGAGUUUGGACGUAUUCAGUUACCCCCGGGUCAUCAUCCAAAUGAUGUGGAGAAGGAAUGGGGUAAAUUAAUUGUUGCGAUGCUGGAAAGAGAGAAGUGCCUACGGCCAGAGGUGGAAAGACUUGAGAUGUUGCAGCAGAUUGCCAACAGGGUCCAGCGGGACUGUGUCAACGGCGAGGACAAGCUGGCACUGGCAAGAACAGCCCUGCAGUCUGAUGCAAAACGUCUAGAGUCUGGUAUUCAGUUCUUGAACGAGGCUGAGAUUGCUGGCUACCUGUUGGAGUGUGAAAAUAUACUGAGACAACAAGUAGUGGACAUCCAAAUCCUUCUGGAUGGGAAAUUCCCUUUUGCAGAUCAGCUUGUUCAAAGGGUCUCAAAACUCCGGGACGAUCUUCUAGCACUGAGAGCCGAGUGCGCGUCUGUGUACAGCAAAGGCCGCACCCUGACAACAGAGCAAACCAAAAUGAUGAUCUCAGGCAUCACACAGAGCCUGAACUCUGGCUUCUCCCAGAACAUUAACACGAGUCUGACGCCAGCUAUUACUCCUGCACUCACCCCAGGGGGCUUAGGCACACCUGGGUCCCCCUUCACCUCUAGCCUUACACCGUGCCUGACCCCAUCCAGCAUAACCUCAACCCUGAGCCCCGGUCUGCAGCCUUCUUCAGUCCCGGGCUACAUGGGGGGUGGCGGUGGCGGCAUGGAGCCGGGCAGCCUCAUGCACCUGAAACACAUGCAGAUCCGCAAGCCCUUACUGAAGUCCUCCCUGGCAGACCCCAACAUGACGGAGGAGGAAGCCAACAUGAAAUACGUACAGGACCUCCUGAACUGGGUGGAAGAGAUGCAGCUGCAGCUAGAGCGAUCGGAGUGGGGGUCUGAUUUGCCGAGCGUGGAGAUGCAUUUGGAGAACCACGAAAGCGUACAUAGAGCCAUUGAAGAAUUUCAGAUCAGUCUCAAAGAGGCCAAACUGAGUGAAAUUCAGAUGACCAUACCGGUGAAGCUGACUUAUUCAGACAAACUGAGCAAACUAGAAAGGCAGUAUGAAAGGCUGCUGAACUGUUCGAGAGAGCGACAGAGCCAACUGGAAAGCCUGCAAGACUUCGUGUCACAGGCAACUCAGGAGCUCAUCUGGCUGAAUGAGAAGGAAGAAGAAGAGGUGGCCUUCGACUGGAGCGAUCGCAACAGCAACGUCUCCACCAAAAGAGACUACCAUGCUGACCUAAUGAGGGAGCUGGAUGAAAAGGAGGAAACCAUCAAGUCUGUGCACGACAAGGGAGAGCGACUCAUGCACAAGAACCACCCAGCCAGGCUAACUAUUGAAGCGUACAAAGCUGCACUGCAGACACAGUGGAGCUGGAUCUUACAGCUCUGCUCCUGUGUGGAGCAGCAUCUUAAGGAGAAUGCUGUUUAUUUCGAGUAUUUCAGUGAUGCCAAAGAGUCCAUGGACUACCUUAAAAACCUGCAAGAUUCGAUUCAAAGAAAAUACAGCUGCGAUCGCUCAAGCAGUCUCCACAGACUAGAGGAUCUCAUUCAGGAGUCCAUGGAUGAGAAAGAGCAGCUUCUUCAGUACCGCAGCACUGUGGCUGGCUUAGUGGGCAGGGCCAAAAAUAUUGUGCAGCUCAAGCCUAGAAACCCCGAAAGUCACCUGAGGUCCUCCCUAUCUGUGAAAGCCAUCUGCGAUUAUCGCCAGAUAGAGAUCACUAUUUAUAAAGAUGACGAGUGUGUGUUGGCCAAUAACUCUCAUCGGGCCAAGUGGAAGGUCAUCAACCCGGCAGGGAACGAGGCCAUGGUGCCCUCUGUUUGUUUCACUGUGCCUCCCCCCAACAAAGAGGCUGUUGACAUGGCGACAAGAACUGAGCAGUUGUACCAGAAUGUCCUGGCACUGUGGCACCGGUCCCACAUCAACAUGAAGAGUGUUGUAUCUUGGCAUUGUCUAAUGGCUGAUAUACGUGCCAUCCGCAACUGGAAUGUGGCCUCAAUAAAGACAAUGCUGCCCGGCGAGCAUCAGCAGAUCCUGAGCAACCUGCAGUCCCACUUUGAUGAGUUCCUGCAGGACAGUGAGGAGUCGGAGGUGUUCACCGUGGCAGACUGUGCACAGCUCGAGAGAGACGUGGCAGCCUGCAAGGAGUACUACCAGGAGCUGCUCAGAUCUGCCGAGAGAGAAGAACAUGAGGAGUCGGUGUACAAUCAUUACAUCUCAGAAAUACGCAACUUCCGUAUGCAUCUGGAGGCCCACGAAGAGCACGUGAUCAGGCAGAUCCGUACCCCCCUGGAUAGAGACGACAUGGAGCAGAGCCUGCAGCGCAUCGCUGAGCAUGAGAGAAGAACAACCGAACUGGAGAAGUUGAAGGAGGAUCUGGAUGUGAUGAAGGAGAAGUGUGAGCUGUUCCUCAGGCAGGCUGCAGGCUCUCCGUCCGUGCCGACACUCUCCUCUGAACUCUCCGUCCUCAUUCAGAGCAUGAGCCAAGUGUGCUCCAUGUCUUCCAUUUAUAUGGACAAGCUAAAAACAGUUAGUUUAGUGGUGAAACACAGCCAAAGCGCAGAAGCUCUAGUCAAGGCUUAUGAGUCCAAACUCUACGAAGAAGAUACGGUGGACUCUGAUAUCAAAUCCAUUGAAAGUGUUACUUUCACACUUAAGCAAUGGAGGACUGAAAUUGAUGAAAGGCAGGAGGUGUUCCAUGACAUGGAGGAUGAGUUGCAGAAAGCACGAGUCAUCAGCGAUCGCAUGUUCAAGGCCCACAAUGAGCGUGACUUUGAUCUGGACUGGCACAAGGAGAAGGCAGAUCAGCUGAGUGAGCGAUGGCAGAACAUUCACUCGCAGAUUGACAGCAGACUUCGGGACCUGGAUGGCAUCGGCAAAUCCCUGAAACACUACAGAGACUCGUACAGUAGUCUUGAUGAAUGGGUUCAGGAACUGGAAGCAGCACAGCUAAAGGCCCAAGAAAAUAAACCAGACGAUAGCAAAGCACUCGCUGAGCUGUUAAACAAACAGAAGGUUCUCGUCGCUGAAAUUGAGCAGAAACAGGGCAGGAUUGACGAGUGUCAGAAGUACUCGGAGCAGUAUUCAGCUGCCAUCAAGGAUUAUGAGCUUCAGCUGAUGACGUUCAGAGCGAUGGUCGACUCCCAGCACAAAUCUCCUCUGAAGAAACGGAAGAUGCAAAGCUCUUCUGAUGCCAUUCAGCAGGAGUUUAUGGACCUCCGAACCCGCUACACUGCCCUUGUCACUCUUAUGACACAGUAUGUGAAGUUUGCCAGUGAAACACUGAGAAGGACGGAAGAAGAAGAGAACAGAAAGACUUUUGAAAGAGCAGAGAAUGCAAAAAGGACAGAGAGCAUGGAGCUGCAAAAAGCCACAGGAGAAGUAGAGGUUAGACAACUUAAGGAGCAGAUCCAGGAACAGGAAGCGCUGCUCUCUGAAAGGCAAGCACAGGUGGAAAAUCUAGAAGGACGAGUAGAAACACAAAAGAAGACUAUUGAAGAUCUAAAGUUUCAAAAGUCACAACUUGAGCAUGAUGUUAAUCAGUAUUGCACAAGAUUAGAAAUAGCGAUUAAAGACAAAGCUGCAACUGAGCAGGAAUUGAAGCACACAAAAGUUAUGUUUGAGCAGUCAGAGGCAACAUGGUCUCUGACUCAGAAGAAACUAGAAGAGUUCUUAAAGAAAGAGCGUGAUGACCAGGAUCUGAACUUGCACAGCCUUAAACUCCAGAGGAAAACUGAUGGGGAAGUUGAACUUGCAGCCGAGGAGGAGGUGCAUGUUCAAGUCCAGGCUAAAAGCAGUCAUCUGGCCCGGCAGCCUGUGGGAUCUGACAGCCAGUCAACUGUGGACUCUCAACUCGAGUCAUCUGCAGUUAGAAUGCAGGAAGUCCUGCAGCAGAAACUGGAGGAGCUGGUGGUGGUCCAGAACAAAGCAGAAAUGGCAGAGGAGAAGGCUCAGAGUUACAAAAAGCUUUUGGAUGACAGCAAUAACAGGCUAAAGAAACUCCAGAUGGACAUGGAGACUGAACGGAUCCAGGUAAGACAGAAAUCUGAUGAACUCCAGCAGGAGACACUAAACAUGAAAAAGUCCAUCAGUGACUUCCAAAAAGAAAUCCGAGCUCUCCAAAGAGCAAAGUCCUCACUGGAGCAAAGUGCUUUUUUCCAGAGCACGGAAGUUGAAGGCCUCAAAGAGCAGCUGAAGAUCACCCAAGGGGAGCUGCUGAAGAGAAGUUCCAUCGAGCAGGAAAACAGCUAUAAAAUAGACAACUUAGAGGAGGAGGUGGAUUCCAAGCAGGCAGUAAUAGAUCAGCUUAAGUUUAAGUGCAGUGAGCUGAAAAGGAUAAAUGCCGCAUCUGACAAUGGGAUGAGAGCUCUUCAGAUACAAAUUGAGUCUCUGGAAAAGGAGAAAUCACUUUCCGAACAGAAGACCAAGUCUUUAAAGAAAGAGAUAGAGAAUUGGAGACAACAGCUUCAAACAUCUAAUGAGGAAAACAUUACAAUGAAAAGAUCUGAGCAGGUGCUGGCGCAAAAAGCUAAAAAUCUCGAGGUAGAUCUUGAAAAAAGUGAAUCACAUGUUUCUCAACUGGAGAGAAAAAUAGACCAACUGAAACAGAUCAAUUUAGAGACGGAGCAGAAUCUGAAGAAUGCCAGAGCUAAACUCGACCAGGUGAUGAUGGAAAUCGAGAGUAAGGACCAGCAAAUUAAAAUCUUCAAGUCUCAGGUUGAUGGCACCAAAUCACAGGUCAGAAUUAUAGAGGAGGAGCUAAACAAGAAAUCCCAGACCACCCAUGAACUUCAGAUGAAGCUGCAAGAUUACAGGGAAGAUGCAAGGAAAAUGGCUGACCUGCAGCAGAAAAUUAAAAUCCUCACUUCCAGUAUUUUGAAUUAUGAGGAAGAAGUAACAUCUCUCAAAUCAGAACAGAAGUCACAGUUCACUGAGAAAAAUUUAGAAAAUCAAAAGAUCCACAUGCAAAAAGCAGAAAUUGAUGAUUUGAAUUCGAUGCUAAAGGAAAAAAAUGCAGAGCUACAAAAGGAAUCUGAGGAGAGUCAGAAACUUCUGAGUGAGGUCAAAGUCUUAGAAGAUGACCUUUUCAAACAUCAGCUCAGCUCCGAGAAAAUUACAGAAAACUUGAAGAAAGAAAUAUACACCCUUCAGAUUGACAAGACAACAGCAGAGAGGAAAGUUGAGAGCUUGAAUGUUAAACUUUCCGAGCUAAACUCUUCUCUCCAAGGAUUGAAAGAUGAAUUGGCUCAAGAGACCAAAGAAAGACAAUUCAAAGAAUCCCAAGUCAUGCAGAUACAGAACGAGCUUCAGAAAACAAAUAUAACCAUCAGGGAAAUGACGUCCAGUUCGGACACAUCUCGAUCGAAUCUACAACAUGAGAAUACAAUCCUGAAGAGGGAGAGGUCUGAGGCACAGGAGAAGAACAUCUCGCUGAGAUCCGAGGUCUGGCUGCUGAACGAUAAGCUGCAGCGUGCCCAAACGGAUGCUGAGCAAAAGCAAAAAGAAAACUCUGCUCUUCAGAUGAAGUCCCAGCAGAUGGAAGGACAACUGGAGAAGUGCAAGAAGAUGUUGGAGGAAUUAAAGAGUAAAUUUGACCUUCAGAAGGAGGGCUAUGAAAGGCAGUUGUUGGUGAUGCAGACUGAAAUAGAGAAAAAACUUGUUUUGCUGCAUGAGAUCACAAAGGAAGGCGAGCAGACGCAUUGUGCAGAGUUAGCUGAGAUGCUUAACAAGUAUUUUAAACAAGAUGUGAAACUGACAAAAAUCGUGCAGCCAACCACAGUGGAAUCGCAGCAUCACAUGGGCCGAGAGCUGCAAAUCAAAACAGAGAAGCUGCAGCAAGAACGGACAAAACUCAGUCAGGAGUUGACGAAGGCAAAGUCAGAAAUUACCGGACUUCGGGAGGAUAAUUUCAAACUAACCUCAAAAGUCAGCGCUUUGCAAAACAUUUGCAAUGAACAAACAAUCACGAUAACGAAGUUUGAAAAGCUGCUGGCAGACAGCGAGCGCAAGCUGAUACUGAAAGAGAAUGAUGCGAGAGCUAAUCGGGAGCAAAUAGAGGUUUACGUCAAAGAGGUGAGAAGUCUUCAGGAAACCCUUUCCACGGUCAAAGUGGAGGGGAUGGAAACCAAUCAUCAGUCUGUGACAAACAGUACGGCUGACAUGUUGAAGGCAAGCGUUCCUGUGGUGAAGAAAGUGGCACCCGUCAAUAAAGCUGCAAAAGACAUCAUUGAAGACGAAAGUCUCAGAAUGAAAGAGAUGACAACCGUGGAAAGAGGAGCCGUCCUUGAAGAGAUUAAAAAAGUCAAAGAAGAUGCUUCCACUUAUCAAACUCCCACUCUCCAAUCCAAAGAUGUGCAGAGUGUGACUUUCAAGAGCAACAUUACAUCUUAUUCAUCCAUCUCCGCCACGUCACAUGGAUACACAGCUCUGCCUGGACUAACAAACCAGCAGCCAAACGAAAAUAACGUCACCAAGACAACAAUGUAUCAAAUCGGACAAAUUCAAGACACUGUUGACAAAUCAGAAAAAAACGCUGCAUACCGUGAUGGAAAACUAAGCGGUUCUACUUCCUUAAAACUCCCAGAACAUAAAGGGAGUACAAACCUCCAGUACCUGAUCAAAUUCAAGCUUGUGGAUGAGGAGGUUCUGCAAAAAUUGGAGAUGGGCCUCAUCACGGUGGAGCAGGUGCAGGUGUCACUGGCUCAGUGCACUGACAAACCAACUGCCAUCGCUGGAAUAUACGUGGACUCGAGCAAGAAAAAGAUAUCUUUCCUAGAAGCUGCAGAGAAGGGCUUCCUGGCAAAGACAUAUGCGCUUGAGUUUCUGGAGGCUCAGGCUGCAACGGGGAGUCUUGCGGAUCUGGCCACAGGGCGGACCCAGCCAGUUGAAGAGGCUCUGCAGAUGGGAAUCAUAGACGCGAGCCUGAGAGAUAAACUGAUGGAGGCUGAGAAGGCUGUCAGUGGCUACAUCAGUAAGGGGAAGAAGCUGUCCGUGUUUCAGGCAAUGGAGGAGAGGAUUCUUGAUAGAUACAGAGGGAAGAAGAUCCUUGAGGUCCAGGUUGCUACCGGGGGGGUAAUUAACCCAGAGACCGGUGUCAGAGUGCCGGCUUGUAUCGCUGUAGACCAGGGUCUUUUGAGCAAAGAGAUCCUACAGAUUCUGAAUGAUCCUCGGAACAACCCCAAAGGUUUCCACAACCCUGACACCGGACAGAAAGCAUAUUACUCCGAAAUACUCAAGGCGUGCUUGUAUGAUGUGGACGGUGGCGUGUUUCUCUUCCCGUUCGGUGAGAGACACUUGACAAGCACGUCUCUCACGAGUCCUCAUAAGGUGUCAGUCAUCGACAGCAGUUGUGGGUCUGAAAUGUCAACUUACGAAGCCUUCAGGGGGAAACACAUUGACAAGAGGACAUAUCUGUAUUUGUCUAAGCAGGAAAGUGAAUGGCAGGAAACAUCCAUAGUGGACUCCAGCGGAAGUGCACGUCACAUCAUCACUGAUGCCAGAAGUGGCCGGCAGCUCUGUCUCGAGUCCGCUCUCAGUCAGAGGUUUCUCGAAGCAUCUGAGCUUGAAAACUACCGCAGCGGCCUGCUGAGCAUCUAUGAGAUUGUGGACAUCAUUCUUUCAAGAAUGGUGGUUGUGGAGGAUGCUAACAGCCCUGUUGCCGGUCUCUGGGACAUCCUCCAGAAGAAGAGGCUCUCAGUUCUGCAGGGCUUCCAGCAGGGCUUCACUGACAGAGCCACGGCCUUGCAACUGUUGGAGUCCCAGGCCUGCACCGGAGGAAUCUGUGACCCGUCGUCUGGGGAGAGAGUUACCCUCUCUGAGGCUCUGCAACGAGGGCUUGUUGACGAGGCGCUGAAUCAGCAGCUCCAGAUGUUUGAGCAGGCGUUCAAUGGCAUUAUUAACCCAAAAACAGGGAAGACUUUGUCACUUUCUCAAGCUGCUCAGGAGAAUCUCUUCCCGAAGGAUGCUGCAUUUCGCUGUAUUGAAUUCCAGGUCCAUACCGGAGGCUUGAUCGGUCCCUACACGCACGACAGAGUCUCAGUUGAAGAAGUCCCUCAGAGCGGCCUUGUUGACAAAGCCACUGCUGCUGCACUCAAAGAUGGGGGGCUCCACACCAGAAGCCUCACCUGCCCCAAAACCAAGAGAAAAAUCACGUUCAAAGAGGCGCUCGAAAGAAGCGUGUUCGACUGCCACACUGGAUUAAGGUUACUGGAGGCCACAAAAGUUCCCGGCUAUGGAGCCAAAACCACAUUUCAUUAUAUUUGGGCAUAUAAAAGAUCUGUUGAUGAGGAGAAGAGAGAGCAUGGGGAUAAAGUUAGCAAACUAUUGCACUGGAUGUCCGAUGUGAAACGGAGCGUGGGCAAUGAUGGGAAUGAUCUGAAAGAUAGUAAUGCCAACACAGAUGCUUCAAAUAAGUCCCAGAUGUCCGUUGAGGAGCUGGUCACUAAAAAGGAGCAAAUUGCAGAAGCACUCAAGGCCACACAAAUGAUGCUCAAUAAACACAGCGACAAGAUGACAGAAGAGGAAAAAGAGGAAAUCCAGGAGCAGCUGAAGGCUCUAAAUCAGGCGUACAACGAAGUGUCCCAGCUGUGCUCAGAACAGACAACCUCUGCAGACGAGUAUCCAUGUAGUGGAGCUCUCAUGCAGUUCAGCAAGACAACAGACCUAAUGUGCGAGUUUACAGUGUGCAAUGUGACUAACGACACUCUUCCUGAUUUCAAAACCAAUGACUGUACUGGAACUGGAACCACGAGUGGCCUCAUUGAUCAGGCGACUCGGGUCACUCUCCCAGACUCCCUCAUGACCUCCGACUUCUCUCAGUCUGAGCCCCAGAUCCAGCUGAACUGGACUGAUGACGCUCAAAGUCACAAGCAAAGUCCGACGUACAAAUCCACACUGAAGCACAAGUUCAUACACGGCUCACAUGUCUCCUCUGUGUCCCUGUCCGACUUAGCAGCAGCUAGACGAGGGUCCAUGUGUGACGAUCUAGUCCUCAAGGUGAUAGACAUUGAUGAAGUCAGUGAUGGGAUGAAUGUGUGCUACACAGGGGAUGUUCUGGCCCUGGAGAAGGCAUUUGAAAGUGGUUUAAUUCCUGCUUCUGUCUAUGUAAAGAUUCUUCAGGGGCAAAAGUCCUGCCAGGACGUCUUAGAGCCUGAGGAAAAGGUUGAACCAUAUCAGGUUAGCAGACUGAUAUUAAAGUGCCUGAGCAGAAAUACUUCACAGACAUCAGGGAGGAAUAUUAACACCUUGAAGUCUGUGUGUGGCGGUUUAAGUGAUCAGGGAACCACCACAAGGUUGUUAGAUGGGAAAAUGAGUGAUAACAAAGAUGAAAAUGUAGCCGAGGCAUCAGAAGGUGCUGGAGAUACCGAUGGGCUGAGGGUGGACGCAGCCGUUCAGUGUGACUUGAUGAGCUCCAGCAGUACUCUUGUUGUGCUGGGACAUCAGAAACAGUUUAUAGGGGUUGUGCUGCCUCAAACUGGGGAAACCGUGUCUACCUCACUCCUGUAUCAUGAACAGAUCACCACAAGUGGGUUUACCAGCAGAUUGUUGUGCGAUCGGAGAAAAAUAGCAGCUUUUUAUAUUCCAGAAGACUCAACGGUAAUAGAUAUCAAUUCUGCUGUUCAAAGGGGUUUAAUUGACACUUACACAGCAGAGAUUGUGAAAUCUGUAGAGAUACCAGAUGUGUUUCCUGAUGUUGAUCACCUCAGUCAAACGUUUUCAUCUUGGCUUACGCAUAAAAAACUUAAAAUUGAUGGAUGGCAUCACUCUGAAGGUGGUUCCGAAAUAAAUAUCCCGACACCCACAGAGGCAGAGCUGUUGUUCAUGUCAUACUUAAUGAUUAACAGUUACAUUGACCCUGAAUCAGCUCAGAGGGUUUUGAUACUCGACAGUCAAUUGGCCGAAAUAACGAAGGCUUUUCUUGAACACCCAACAUUUGCUCAAAAUUUCCCCUACUUCCCUUUCAAUGCCAGCCAUCAUCCAGAACCGGCUGAUGUUGAGGCGUCGCUGCAUAUCAGUGAGGGAACAGAGCAGUCAGUGGUUUAUGCACAGCACUCUUUUGAUCCUCAUAAUUACGUUUCCAAGAUAAACGGGGGAAUCAGCUUUGUAGAAAACACUCAACAUUCAUUUGAGGCUUGUAGUGCUAACUCCACCGGUAAUCUAGGAGGAAUAUUUACUGAAAAGUCUGUCCUGAAGGAUGAGGCUUUAACACAAAACCCCGCCAGCGAGCGUUUAGUUAAUAAUUCUGCAGAUUUGUAUGCAACAGUACAAGAUGUUGUAAAAGAUGAAACCAUAUUUGAAAGCAGAGAAAACUGGACAAAGUCUGAGGAUCCUGAAGAGAGAAUGUAUGCACGUACUUUACAACUCGAGGCCGGAGAUGCUGUAAAUGAAGGCCUUGAUAGUCCAUCUUCUCUGGAAAUAUUGGCUCCUCCCACAUUGUGCUCUGUUAAAAACAGAAACUCACCAUCAACUAUGAUCGAUUCUGAAUCCUCAGUGAAUCCUUGCCAUCAGAUAAUACCACACAUCUCAGAGUUGCAGUGCAGGGAAUCAAAAAGCAUUGAUCCUAAUCAGGCUGACUUCUUAUGCGGUACUGAUGUGAAGGAGCAGGACUGUGAAUGUGAAAGGGAACAACCUUCUCAAGUUCUUGACACCCAAAGGGAGGAGGGGAACAUCUUAGAUGUUGCCUCUGGGAGACUUUAUGACCUGAAGGGAGCUCUUAAUGAGGGAGAAGUUGAUGAGCAGACAGGACUGAAGCCACUCGACCCACAUUCAGAUGAAAGCGCGUGCAUUUUAGAGGACAAUGAAGUAACAGUGUGGGGUGUAAAACAGGCCAACACAUCCGCAACCGAAGAGCAGACCUUCUUGAUGUCUGAUUGGAGUGUUAGUGACAGUGUUAAUGAGCCGUUGCAAUUUCAACUAGUUCAACUUGAUGACAUAGAUCCCGAAACCGGUCCCUGUUCAGACGACAGCAGCAUUUACUACUCCUGUGAUGAUCACAGUGUGAGCUUAAACAAUACAUAUGCAGCUAAAAACACAAUGCAGCCGACUGAGAGCAGGGCUGCUGUCAUGUUUGACUUAAACAAUGAGAAGGCUAAUAACAGAGAGGAGGAGAUUGCAGAAAAACAAGAAAACGCUGAAAUGAUGAGUAACUAUGAGCACAACUCUUUUAAGUCAGAUUGUGGUGCGGAUGGUGUGAUAACCUCAAACUCCUCAGGAUCUCACGUCACAGCAGAGUGUGUUUCUCACUAUGAGGAAUUGCCUUUAUCGGCUAAAGACAGUGACUCACACGUCUUUGUUAAUACACAGCCGGCUGGUGGAGCUGAUACAAACAGCAUUGUAACAGAAAACUCUGCUCCAGCAACACAGUCGGGUUCAUCUAAUCAAAGUGACAGAAGCUCCAGCAUCAAUACAAUCUCAGAAAACCAGGAUCAAUGUGUCACUUCAACUUUUCAGUCUCAUAACUCAAACAGCCAUCCUGCUGAUAUUAUUUUCAGCUCUGGAUGUGAAAUCCAAGAUGGAGACAAUGCAGUUAAUAACAGUGAACUAAGUGCAUCCUUAUCCGUACACAAUGACGAUGAUAUGAUUAAAAUGGAAAAUGACAUGAGUGUUGCUCCCUCACCUUUCGACAGUGAGCCAGCUCAGAUUGGACAUGACUCAUCACCCAGGGACUCGGCUGAAAGUGCAGUCAUCUCAGUUUCCAGGAGUAAUGGCAACUAUGACAUAAACUAUGUGGAGGAAGGGGGUGGAAAAGCAUUGUCCCAGGAAGCAGUGCUUUGUUUAGAAGGUGAUAUCAGUGCUGAGUUUAAACCUGACUGCUCUGAAAGUGCUCAAAUCCAGAGCAUGGCUGUUUGUGAAACACCUGCACAACAGCAGGACAUAUCAGUGCUGAGUAAUGGCAAUGGUGACAUAAACUAUGUGGAGGAAGGGGACGGAAAUGCAUCAUCGCAGCAAGCAGUGCUUUGUUUAGAAGGUGAUAUGAGUGCCGAGUCUAAACCUGACUGCUCUCAAAGUGCUCAAAUCCGGAGCACGGCUGUUUGUGAAAGACCUGCACAACAGCAGGACAUAUCAGUGCUGAGUAAUGGCAACUGUGACAUGAAAUAUGUGGAGGAAGGGGACGGAUAUGCAUCGUCCCAGGAAGCAGGGCUUUGUUUAGAAGGUGAUAUCAGUGCCGGGUCGAAACCUGACUGUUCCCAAAAUGCUGAAAUGUGGGGCACGGCUGUUUGUGAAAGACCUGCGCAACAGCAGGGCGACCCAUCUCAGUUACCUGCUGUUUCCAGUGAAAUGUCUACAACAAAUACUGUUGAUCAGAGUACCUUUGCUAUUGAAGAUCAGUCUGUGACAAAUGAGGAUGUUGUGGUGUUGAACAAGAGUGAUGCAGAUGAUGCAGAGUUGUAUAAAGUUUCCCCAGAGAGGCAACACAAUGACAUUUUGCAAAGCACCGAUGGUACUGAGCAGACCUCUGUAUCAUGUCAGCAAAUAGACUGCAUUAGUGACAUUGUGUCGCACUCAAAUCUACCCUUGGUAUCAUCCGACAUGAACCUGGAAGAACCUAAAUCUGAAGUGGGUGAAAAACUGGGAUUAUAUAAUCAAUCAGAGGAAGAGGCAUUAGAUGAAUUUGUUUCUGAGGAUCCCCGUGUGGUUACUGAUUUCCUGUCAGGCAUAUGCAACACAUCUGCUGUUAGCUCUUCAGCACCAUCUGUGUCUCCAGAUGUUGUGGAAACUGUUGUAAAUGAUCCAGAGGAAACAGCCAUGAUGAAUGUUAAUGGCAGUGAUUUGAUAGAGACAAAAACUCAAGGCAAGGACAACCCUAAUCUGGAGCCUCAAGAUAAAGGCGGUUUUCAGGAGAGUAACACAACCGUAGAAGCCGGGGAGAGCGGCCCCUCGGGUCCUCUCGCAGAUGAGCCAAAUCAAAACACUGUCACUUCAAACAGCCAAGACACAGAAAACGCUCAACUGAUACCUCGGGAGGAAAAUGACCUCGAAAACACAGAACAGUCCGAUACUCCAAAUAUCCAGCUGCAGCUCAUGCAGCUUUUUAAGACCGUUUCCUCGGGCCAAGACUUUUCAGUGCUUCGGGAAAUGGUGGACACUCUGACCGGUGCUCUGGGGGGGGACGCCCACGAGGACCGGCGGCACACGCUGGAGAGCAUCAAGGAGGAGAGCUCGGAGGGAGAGGACGAGGAGUCGGCAAAAGAUGACCCGGCUCUCCGUCACACCCCUGCAGCAGCUCGCCGACUGGCUGCUCAGCAGUCUGACGGCUUGCAGGCCUGUAAAAUUGAGAAGAUGUUUUCCAUCCAGGAUUACUUGGAGUGUGUUGGGAGGCUGCAGGAUCAUGCCGAUGCUUUGGAAGAUAUAAGAAAAGACCUUUCAGUGCAUGAAACCACGGGUAGCAACAUGGAAGAACUGCAGAUCCAAAUAGAGGAAUGUCAGUCUUUAGAGUCUGAACUUUCCAGAUUGGGUGGUGUUCUGACAGCAGAUACUGAGAAAGCCAAACAACUCUUAAAGUCUGUCGAUGAAAACAUUCCUGUACAAAUCCACCAAGAUCUGGCCUCAACAUGUCUGCAGCUGGAGCCAAAUUUUACUGCCGUUUCCCAGAUGUGUGAGGGAAAGAGAAACUCCUUGAUUGAAGCAAUGGAAGCAGGAAAGGCACACUUGGAAACGACAUACCAGAAACAUCUCAAUGAUCUUGAUGAACUAGCAGGCCUCGUUCAAAUCACCUCCGAGGUCUGGGAUGUGGAUUUCAACGCGUGUGAUGCGGACACAUUGAAAAGUUUAAGUCAGCAGAACAAGGAUACUGAGGACAGUCUGCUAAAGGAAGCCAGGCUCAAGUUAGAGGACGUCACCUUUGAAAUCCAGUGCUUCAUUUCUGAGCACGCUCAGUUCCUGAGUCCAGCUCAGAGCAGCUACCUCCUCAAGUUCCUCACCACCACACAGCGAGCGUUCAGGGACCAGUCAGACAAGCUCGUCACACAGAGGAGCACCUUAGACGUCCUGCUGGACACCCGAGCCAGAGAAGACCAGGAGAAGUCUUUAUUAGCAAAACACAAGGAGUUUACGGAAAAGCUGGAGGAAGUGUGUGACAAUCUCACCCUGACAGAAAAUAGACUGAUUGGUCAUCAGCAGCAGGCUGGAAGUACUCAGAGUGUCACAGACCUGCAACAGUACCAGAAAGAGCAUCAGGCACUGCAGAAAGAUGUACUGACAAACGCCAGUGCCUUGAAUGAGGUGAUUACCAGUACCAAAAGGUUUCUGGAGGAGAACCGCGGCAAGCUGACACCAGAUCAGAUCGCCAUGAUUGAGAGCAAGCUAGAAGAGGCCAAAAGUAAAGCCAACCUCAUCGACCAGCGGGCAGAGGAGUCCAAAAAGGAUCUGGAGAAAGUUGUCACGACGGCCAUAAAACAGGAGAGCGAAAAGGCAGCAGCUGUGGAACGACUUGAGGAAAGUAAGAACAAAAUUGAAAGUCUUCUGGAGUGGAUAUCCAACAUAGAGAAUGAAAACAAAACUAGUUCGGAUGAAAGUAAUCAUACAAGUAAAGAGAAUGGAAACUUGCCAGAGGAAGCAUCAGCUAAGGGACUGAAGGAAGAGAUUGAUGAUGCCAACGGAAAUGCCUUAGAGACCACUGAAAGUGACUUUGGAAGAGAAGCCGGUGGUGAAAAUGACCCAUCUCUAGAUCUUGAUAAGCAGUACGACAGAAUCAAGACCCGUCACCAGGAGAUUCUGUCCCAGCAGCAGGAUCUCAUCGUGGCAACUCGUUCAGCUCAGACUUUGCUUGAAAAACAAGCUAACGUGCUGUCUCCAGAGGAGAAGGAGACACUUCAGAAGAACAUCCAAAACCUAAAGGAGCGCUACGAGGCCUCGCUGACCCAGGCUGAGCAGCAGAUGAAGCAGGUGCAGGGUGUCCAGGAAGAGCUGAAGAAGUUCAGAGACGACUGUGAGGAGUUUCACGGCUGGCUAACGCAGGCCGAAGGAGACAUUGAGGAGUUGGGCGCUCCAGCCGGCUCUCUCAACAUCCUGAGUGAUAAACUUCAGCGGCAGAAAAGUUUCUCAGAGGAUGUUAUUUCCCACAAAGGGGAUCUGCGCUUUAUUACAAUUUCAGGGCAGAAAGUGCUAGAUGUGGCUAAAGCCUGUGCACUGGCUGACCCCGCGGCUAAGAGCGCUCUGCUGGAUGUGGAUACUUCAGGGACCUGUUCUGCUGUCAAGGACAAACUGGAUUCAGCAGCCAGCCGAUACAAAGCACUUCAUACCCAGUGCAAUUUGCUUGGUAACAACCUCAGAGACGUGGUUGACAAAUAUAAGAAGUACGACGACGCGAGCGGUGGUCUUGUGAAGUGGCUAAACAACUCAGAGGAAGAGGCGAGGAAGCACCAAUCAGAGGUCAUCGCAGCUGAUCCACAAGCCCUCCAAAAGCAGCUGGAGGAGACCAAGGCUUUGCAAGGUCAAAUGAUGGGACAUCAAACCUCUAUUGACACAUUACGUAAAACAGCUGAAUCACUGGUGACAUCCGAAGGAAACCUGCUGAGCAACCAAGACGAGAUCCAGGAGACAGUAGAUGACAUUGUGGAGCGCUAUGAUAACCUUUCCAAAUCUGUGAGCGAUCGAAACGAGAAACUGCAGAUCACUCUGACUCGCUCCAUGAGUGUCCAGGAUGGCUUGGAUGAGAUGAUGGGAUGGAUGGAGGGAGUGGAGGCCAGCGUGGAGGAGAAGGAGCCAAUACUCUUGGACUCUGCAUCCCUUGGAGACAUCCUCAGCAGAGAAGCAGCGUUAGAGCAGGACAUAGCAAGUCGGCAGAGCAGCAUCUCAGCCAUGAAAGCCAAAGUGGGGAAGUUUGUGGAGACGGCAGAUCCCUCUGCCGCUGUGCUGCUGCAGUCAAAGAUGGAAACUCUCUCCCAGCGCUUCUCUGACGCUUGUGACAAGCAUAAGCAAAAGGUUUCCCAAUUGGAGCAAAUAAAAGAGAAGGUUGAACAGUUUGAGGACAUUGCAGACAAAGUCCAGCAGUUUGUUGGGAAGCGGUCGCAAGAUUUGCAUGAAACAGAUGGACCUGGGAAAACAUUCGAUGAAAUGUCUCAGCUCAUGCAGAACACUAAAGCUGAGAUGUCUGACUGUGUAAGUGAUAUGGAGAAGCUGCAGACUCUUUCCAAGGAGUUGUCUGAAAUGAGCCCUGACGGAAACAAAACCCAACUGCAGAGCAAGAUGGACAAUGUCUCAAAUAUAUUUAGCAGCCUCAAGAACACGGUCAAAGAAAAGGAAGAAGAGCUAUCAUCCUGUCAGGACCAGCUGGAAGAGUUCAGAUGUGCAGCCAGCGUGCUAUCCAAGUGGUUGGAGGAGACCAACAACCAAGUACCUGCAGCUCAGCCAAGCAGCAGUGAGAAAAGUCUGGAGAAGGACCUGCAGAUAGUCACGGGUUUAUUAGAUGAAUGGACAUCCAAAGGUCCGGCUGUCCAGGACCUGAACAGUAAAGGAUCAGCGCUGUGUAGCUUGAUCACCUUUCUCACAUCCCCUGCAAAGACAAAGGCACCUAACAAGUCAGCUCUUACUAAUGGUGGUGGUCCAGCAAGCCAUACCUACCUAACCAAUAAAGAGCUGAUGGGAAUCCAGCAGAACAUGGUGUUCAUUAGUGAAGGAUACACAAACCUUGGGGAAAAACUGAAGAGUCGAGCAGAUGAGCUGAGUAGUUCGCUGCAGGAGGUGAAAGACACCCAAAAGGAGACAGAGGACGUGAUGACUUGGCUAAAGGAGAUGAAAAAGACCACAGCUUCCUGGAACAAUGAAGCCACAGAGAGAGGUUCUGUGAAAACACAGCUUGAACAGCAGAAGGCAUUUGAAGAUGACAUGAGGCAGAAGCAGGACCAGCUCCAGAAGCUCCGAGAGAAACUUCUGGGUUUGAUUACAACCCAUCCAAACUCCCCAGAGGCAGACAAAUGGAAGCAGAUGCUGGCAGAGAUAGAUGCUGCUUGGGCGGACAUCAGCGGCUCUGUGGAGGAGAGGAAGCUGCACCUGGAAGAGUCCAACAAAAAUCUGGACAUCUUCCAAACAACUCAGCUGCAGCUCGGCCAGUGGCUCUCAGAGAAAGAGAUGAUGAUGAGCGUCCUUGGACCGCUCUCUAUAGACCCAAACAUGCUUAAAAUGCAGAAGCAACAAGUUCAGAUCCUCCAGAAUGAGUUCAAGAGCCGCAAACCUCAGUAUGAGCAACUCGAGGAAGCGGCCUCGGCCAUUCUGAGCUCGUCAGCCAACCAGGAGCCUUCGAGUGGGAAACAGGUUCAGGAGCAGUUAUCGACCGUCACCCAGAAGUGGCAAGACAUCACGGGACAGCUGGACCAGCGAGACGGCCUCAUCGACCAGGCCGUCGUGAAGACCGGGCAGUUCCAGGAGUUAUUGAGGAGCCUCAGCCACACUAGCACUCAGUUGGAGAAUCAGCUCACCAACCAUCACGCCAACAGCACCCAGCCAGAUGCCGUGAAGAAGCAGCUGGAGGACGUUCAAAACAUCUCAGCUCAGCUGAGAGAGGAGAGGAAGAAACUGAAGCAGGCUGAGGUCAUCAACGCAGAGCUGUCAGCGAUGGUGACGGAGGACUAUCUCAAAGCAGACCUAGCCAGGCAGCUGGAGAGCGUCAGCAAGCCUUUUGAACAGCUGGAAGACAAAGCAGCAAAACGAGUCGAGCAGUUGAACUCCACCUUUGCCAGCUCUCAGCAGUUCCACCAGACCUCCAAAGACUUCCAGUCGUGGCUGGGUGAGAAGCUCCAGGACCAGUCCAAGCCCCUGCCCAUCUCUGCCAAAGUGGACGUUCUGGAGCAAACUCUGGAGGAGCAAAGUCAGCUCCAGAAGGCUCUCGGGGAACACGAGGAAGCCUACAAUACAAUCACCGGAGAAGGAGAGAGGCUCCUGCACAGCACUGACGGUGCAGAGAAGUUGGCGCUGCAGGGACAGCUCACGGCCCUCUCCUCCAACUGGGACGAACUGAAGAAGAACUCUGCAGAGCAGGCGGAAAAACUCAAAGUUGCUCUGCUGAGAUCUCAGAAGUAUCAGGAGCAUACGGAGAAGCUGAGCUCUUGGAUUCAGGACUGUGAGGCAAGUGAGGAGCAGGUCAAGCUCACCAUCGACCCUGUUGGAGUGGAGAACUCCAUUUCACAAGCGAAGGCUCUGCAGAAGGAUGUUGACAAGCACAGAGGGUUGGUGGAGCAGCUCAACUCAGCCGCGGAGAGCCUCUUUGAAGUGGCCAACACGGAUACCGAAACCAUAAAAGAAGACAAGGAUACCAUUGGUAAACGGAUGGAUCGGUUAGUGGAAAACCUGCAAAGUAAAAGGGAAUCCCUGGAGAAGAUCUCACACGCUGUUAAAGAAUUUAACGAUUCUAACAAAGAGUUAAAGGGCCAGCUUGAGGGAGCCAGGAAGCAGGUGGAAUCCUACGAAUCUCAAGGGGUGCAGGCACACAGUAACAAAAACUUGACCAACAUGAAAGCUCAACACAAGAGUUUAGAAGGAGUGCAGAACCAAGUGGAGCACAUGCAGUCCUUAGCCAAGGACCUUGUGGUGGACGUCCCAGACGCAGAAGGAGUGACAGACCUCUUACUGCAGGCUGACAGCGUAGAAGAAGAGUAUCGUGACCUUAACAAGAAAGUUGAGGAAGCAUGCCAGGUUAUGGAGAGUAAACUGCAGGGCAUUGGACAGUUCCAAAACAGCAUCCGUGAGAUGUUUUCCAACUUCACAGAGCUGGACGAUGAGCUGGACAGCAUGCCUCCAGUGGAUCUGGACUUGGCCGUCUUGAAAGAUCAGCAGGACAGCAUUGAGAACUUCAUCUCCAAGCUGCGGGAGCUGAUGGCCAACACGGACAACGCUGAGGACAGCUGCAAGAAGAUGCUGGAGUCUGAAUCAUCACCUGACCUGCUGGGCCUGAAGAGAGAUCUGGACGCUCUGAGUAAGCAGUGCGGCAAACUCCUGGACCGGGCCAAGGGCAGAGAGGUCCAGGUGCAGAGCACCCUCACCAAGCUGGAGGAGCUGUAUGGUAAACUCCAUCUAGUGGAAGAGAAACUCUGCAAGGCUGUAGAUAAGGAAGCGUCCCAGGAGGCCGUUGGCAUGGAGACAGACGUGAUUAACCACCAGCUGGAGGCCUUUAAGGGCACCGAGACAUCUAAGCUGGAGCAACAAAUUUCUCAGCACAAGGCUUUAGAGGAGGAGAUUAUGAAUCACAGCAAAGACCUGUUUCAGGCCGUCAGUCUGGGUCAGAUGCUCAAAACUGUGAGCUCUGUGGACGAUAAGGAUUUUAUUCAGUCCAAAUUGGACACCACUCAGGCCAGUUACAUAGAGCUGCAGGAGCGAUGCAGGAGGAAAGCCGACAUGCUGCACCAAGCUCUGGCAAACGCCCAGCUGUUUGGAGAGGAUGAAGUGGCCCUCAUGAACUGGCUCUGUGAGGUCCACUCGCGGCUGAGCGAAGUGUCCGUGGAAGACUACAAAACAGACACUCUUGAAAAGCAGCUGGCUGAACAACGGAAUCUACAAAGUGAUAUUGAGCUGAGGAAGAAGAAUGUUGACCAAGCCGUCUCUAAUGGGAUGGAGCUACUGAAGCAAACAACAGGGUGGUUGUUAUCCAAGGGUAAACUGGACGGAAUAAAAACAAAGUAUGCCGAGAUCAACUCCCAUGAGUGACAGUGUUUUAGAACCUGGAGCGGGGUUUUGAGUCUCUCCUCCAAGCUGCAGGUUACCCACGAGGACCUGAGCACCUGGCUGGAGAAAGCUGAGGCUGAGAUCAGCAUUUUUGCUGAUCAGAGCCCCGUGGGUGAACAGCAAGUUCAUUCACAAAACAAGCAGAAGGCCUUGCUGAAGGAGACCAAAGACCAAAAACCAGUGUUUGACAAGCUGAAUGAGCUCAGCAGUUCGCUCCAUCUGAUCCCCUGGCACAUUCGAGAGGGUUUGGACAAGCUGGUGACUGAGGAUAAUGAGCGGUUUAGAGCCGUCGCGGACACCAUCACCCAGCAGGUCGACCAGAUCAACGCCAACAUCCUCAAGUCACAGCAGUUUGAGCAGGCAGCAGACAGCGAAUUAUCCUGGCUAGCUGAGGCUGAAGGGAAGUUGCUGUCGAUGGGCGAGAUCAGGCUGGAGCAGGACCAAACCACAGUCCAGCUCCAAGCACAGAAGAUUUUGUCCAUGGACAUCAUGAGGCACAAAGAUGCUGUGGAUGAGAUUGUGAAAACAGGGAAGGCCAUUAUGAGCAGCAGAAACCCAGAGGAGAAAGAAUCCUUGAAGGCCAAAACCCAGACCAUCUUAGAGAAGUAUGGUGUCGUGAGUCAGCUGAAUUCAGAGCGCUACCUGCAGCUGGAGCGAGCUCAGUCUCUCGCCACGCAGUUCUGGGAGACGUAUGAGGAGAUGUGGCCUUGGCUUCAGGAGACCAUAAGCACCUUCGGCCAGCUACCCCCACCUGCCAUCGAGUACGAGACACUCAGGCAACAGCAAGAGGAGCUCAGGCAAAUGCGAGAGCUGAUUGCCGAGCACAAGCCCCAUAUCGACAAGAUGAAUAAGACGGGCCCUCAGUUACUUGGAAUCAGCCCAGGGGAAGGAGUUCCCAUCAGAGAGAAAUACACAGCCAGUGACCAGCUGUACACCCAACUCAAGGCCGAUGUUAAAGAGAGAGCUGCUACUUUGGAUGAAGCCAUCUCAGAAUCCUCACAGUUUCAUGAUAAAAUCGAGCCCAUGAUGGAGUCCUUGGGACGGAUCGCUGAGCGUCUGCGGCAGCCUCCGUCCAUCUCUGUGGAGGUGGACAAGAUCAGGGAGCAGAUUACUGAAAACAAGGCCGUCUCUGAGGAUUUGGAGAAGGUGCAGCCGUCUUACGAGACGCUGAAGCAGCGAGGCGGAGAGAUGAUAGCACGAUCCGAGGGAGCAGACAAAGACAUAUCUGCCAAAGCUGUUCAAGAUAAACUGGACCAAAUGGUGUUCUUGUGGAGCGACAUCCAGGCCUUGCUGGAGGAACGAGAGGUGAAACUGCUGGACGUGAUGGACUUGGCGGAAAAGUUCUGGUGCGACCACUGUGCUCUCCUCGCCACCAUCAAAGACAGCCAGGACCUGCUGAAGGAGCUGGAGGAGCCCGGGGUCGACCCAUCCGUUGUCAAGCAGCAGCAGGAAUUCGUGGAGGGAUUUAAGGAGGAGAUUGAUGGGUUACAAGAGGAGCUCGAGGUUGUUCAAAAUCAGGGUGCAGAGCUCAUGACAGCCUGUGGUGAACCUGAUAAGCCCGUGAUAAAGAAGAGUCUUGACGAGGUGAAUUCGGCGUGGGAGAACCUCAAUAAGACGUGGAAGGAGAGAGUAGAGGGACUGGACGACGCCAUGCAGGCUGCUGUUCAGUUUCAAGAUGGCCUGCAGGGAAUGUUCGACUGGGUGGAUAUUCUGGAGAACAAACUCGACUCAAUGUCCCCCGUCGGCACAGACCUGGAGACUGUGAAGCAGCAGAUCGUGGAGCUCAAGGAGUACAAAAGAGAAGCGUACCAGCUCCAGAUCGAGAUGGAGCGUCUGAACCACCAGGCCGGGCUCCUGCUGAAGAAGGUGACGGAAGAGUCUGAUCGCAGCGCCAUCCAGGAGCCCAUGUCUGAGCUCAGGAUGCUCUGGAAAAACCUGGAUGAGAAGAUCAUCAGUCGGCAGCAUAAAUUGGAGGGAGGACUUCUGGCUCUGGGCCAGUUCCAGCAUGCGCUGGACGAGCUGCUGUCCUGGAUGAGCCACACCGAGGAGCUGCUCAACGAGCAGAGGAAAUCUGCAGGAGACCCCAAAGCCAUCGAGAUAGAGCUUGCCAAGCAUCACGUUCUCCAGAUAGACGUGUUGGCUCACAAGGCGACAGUGGAGACAGUGAACAAAGCAGGUAAUGAACUGGUGGAGUCAAGUGCCGGAGAGGAAGCUUCCAGUCUGAGGAGCAAACUGGAAAAUCUGAACCAAACGUGGAAAGCCAUCCUGGAGAAAACCGAGCAGAGGAAGCAACAGCUGGAAGCGUCUCUGCUGCAGGCCCAAGGUUUCCAUGGUGAGAUAGAAGAUAUGCAGCAAUGGCUGAAAGACACAGAACGUCAGCUGUUGGCAUCAAAGGCUGUGGGAGGCUUACCAGACACGGCCCGGGAGCAGCUUAACGCCCAUCUGGAGUUGUGUUCUGCCUUUGAGGCCAAGGAGGAGUUGUAUAAAGAACUGCUGAACAAGGGUCGCCAGCUUCUUGCGAUAACGCCCGAGGGCCCAGACAGUAACACGGAGCAGGACCUUGCAAACCUGACCGACAAAUGGGAAACAGUGCGAGCGAAAAUCACUGAAAGAAAGACGAAACUGGAGGAAGCCUUAACGCUGGCCACAGACUUCCACAACUCUCUGCAGGACUUCAUUGUCUGGCUGACACAAGCAGAGCAGACGCUGAACACCGUUUCCCCUGCCUCCCUCAUACUGGAGACCAUCAUGUUCCAGAUUGACGAGCAUAAGAUGUUUGUGACGGAGGUGAACGGCCACAGAGAGCAUAUUAUUGAACUGGACAAGACAGGAACGCAUCUGAAGUACUUCAGCCAGAAGCAGGAUGUGGUGCUGAUCAAGAACCUGCUGCUCAGCGUGCAGGGCCGCUGGGAGAAGCUGGUGCAGAGGUCCGUGGAGCGAGGCCGACUGCUGGACGACGCCAGGAAGAGAGCCAAGCAGUUCCAUGAAAAUUUCAAUAAACUGAUGGAGUGGUUGGAUGAAUCUGAGAAAACUCUGGACUCUGAAGUGGAAAUUGCCAACGAUCCAGACAAGAUCAAGAUGCAGCUGGCACAGCACAAGGAGUUCCAGAAAGCCGUGGGCAGCAAACACUCCGUGUACGACACCACUGCUCGCACGGGCCGGGCCCUGAAGGACAAAACGUCCCUGCAGGACGAUAACCAGAAGCUGGACGACAUGUUGAGUGAACUGAGGGACAAAUGGGACACCGUUUGCGGCAAGUCUGUAGAAAGACAAAACAAGCUGGAGGAGGCCCUGCUGUUCUCCGGACAGUUUACAGACGCUCUCCAGGCCCUCAUUGACUGGCUGUAUAAAGUAGAACCUCAGCUGGCUGAGGAUCAGCCCGUCCAUGGAGACAUAGACCUGGUUCUCAACCUGAUAGACAGCCACAAGGUUUUCCAGAAGGAGCUGGGGAAACGGACAGUGAGCGUUCAGGCUCUCAAGCGUUCGGCGAAGGAGCUGAUCGAGAGCAGCCACGACGACUCGUCCUGGGUCAAAGUGCAGAUGCAGGAGCUGAGCACUCGCUGGGAGACGGUGUGCAACCUCUCGGUCUCCAAGCAGGCCCGGCUGGAGCAGGCCCUGUGCCAGGCCGAGGAAUUCCACUCGACAGUUCAUAUCCUGUUGGACUGGCUGGCUGAAGCCGAGCAGAGUCUGCGUUUCCAUGGCAGCCUGCCGGACGAUGAGGAGGCGUUGCGUGCACUUAUAGAGCAACACAAGGAGUUUAUGAGAAAGCUGGAAGAAAAGCGAGUGGCUCUCAAUAAAGCGACCGGCAUGGGGGAGGCCAUUCUCAGCAUCUGCCAUCCAGACUCCAUCACAACCAUCAAGCACUGGAACACAAUCAUUAAAGCCCGGUUUGAAGAGGUGCAGGCUUGGGCGAGGCAGCACCAACAGCGGCUGGCCGCUGCCCUCAGUGAGCUGUUAGAUACUCAGGAGCUGCUGGAGAAUCUUCUGACCUGGUUGCAGUGGGCAGAGACCAACCUCGACGAUAAGGACAAGGAGUUACUGCCUCAGGAGAUCGAGGAGAUCAAAAACCUAAUCGCAGAACAUCAGGCGUUUAUGGAGGAAAUGACCAGGAAGCAACCAGAUGUUGACAAAAUCACCAAAACACACAAAAGGAAGGCUGUAGAACCUCAGAUCCAGUCCCACAUCCCUGUGCUGGACAAAGGAAGAACUGGAAGAAAACGCUCUCCCACACAAACGAUGUACGCGUCAUCGACCCAAGCUCCCAUCGAGACCAAGAACCCGCGCGUGAACCUGCUGGUCACCAAGUGGCAGCACGUGUGGCUGCUGGCUCUGGACAGGAGGAGGAAGCUCAACGACGCCUUGGACAGACUGGAGGAGUUGAAGGAAUUUGCCAACUUUGACUUUGACGUGUGGCGGAAGCGCUACAUGCGCUGGAUGAAUCACAAAAAGUCUCGCGUCAUGGACUUCUUCCGCCGCAUUGACAAAGAUCAAGAUGGCAAGGUGACCCGUCAGGAGUUCAUAGAGGGAAUCCUCUCCUCCAAAUUCCCGACCAGUCGGCUGGAGAUGAGCGCUGUGGCGGACAUAUUCGACAGAGAUGGUGACGGCUACAUUGACUACUACGAGUUUGUGGCAGCUCUCCAUCCCAACAAAGAUGCUUAUAAACCAUUAACAGAUGCUGACAAGAUUGAAGAUGAGGUCACACGUCAAGUAGCAAAAUGUAAAUGUCCAAAACGAUUCCAAGUGGAGCAAAUUGGAGCAAACAAAUACAGGUUCUACCUUGGAAACCAGUUUGGAGACUCUCAGCAGCUCCGGCUCGUGCGAAUUUUGCGCAGCACGGUGAUGGUGCGGGUGGGAGGAGGCUGGAUGGCUCUGGAUGAGUUCUUGGUGAAGAACGACCCCUGUCGAGUUCAUCACCACGGGAGCAAAAUGUUGCGCUCGGAGUCAAACUCUUCAAUUACUCAGUCUCCUAUAGCGAAAGGCAGGACCAACGUCGAGCUUCGAGAGAAGUUCAUCCUCCCAGAAGGCACCACGCAGGUGAUGGCAAGUUUCCGCUACAGAGGUCGUAGGUCUCGGCCGUCGUCCAGAGGAGCCUCGCCCAACAGAUCCACCUCCAGUCAGAGCUGCAUGCACCCGUCAAACCUGACGGCGACCAGCACGCCCAAGACUCCACAACACAUAACCCGAAAUUAUGAUAAGCCAUGGCUUACAAACAGCAAACCCUCCACUCCUCUUAAAUCAUCAGACUCCUUUGAGAGCCAGGGUUCAUCCUCAGAGAGCACAACAGUACACGGCAGCAAACUGCGUCUUCCUGGCUAUUUAUCUGGCAAAGGAUUUCAGUCAGGUGAAGAGGGAACCUUGAUCAACAAUGCUGUUCUGAAAGCUCGAGCGCAGGCGAUGGGUGAAACGAGGAGAAACUCCAGCCGGCCGGGGAGUAAAGCCGGAAGCAGAGGGAGCAGUCGCAGGGGAAGUGACGCCUCUGAUUUCGACAUCUCAGACAUCCAGUCUGUGUGCUCAGACGUGUCUGAGAGCGUCGGCGAGACCACUCGAGCGACGCCGCGCUCGGCUUCCCGCCAACAAGGAGGCAAACCCUCCAAGAUCCCCACCCCUCAGAGAAGAACCACUCCCACGAGCAAACUGGCUAAGGGAUCCAAGCGAUAGUCAGUGGCCUUGAGAACAAACAACUCACAAUCUAGUUGCACCCAAAACACAAAAAGGACACUGGAGACGUCUAAUUUAAGAAACUGCAAAUGUGUUGAGUGUUAUUUAAAUUGUUGCUAAGAUGUAAAUUAUUCUGGUAAGAGGCAAUAUGGUUUAAUAUUAUGUGAGAAUGGAACGUCAAUGGCCUUGUGUAUUUGUUUUUAAUGUAUUUAGUUUUUUGUGAAAAUGUCAAAUUGUUUUUUAUUGUUCUUUAUUUUAUUUAUGCAAAUCCUGUAGAGGUUUGAACACUAGAAAAUCUGGGAAUAACCGUACUGAAAGGUUGACUGACAUUUCCUCACACCAAUGAAGGGCAAAGCGCAGCACCCCGCUCUGAGAGUUACUGAAUGUACUGUGAUUUAUGUAUGCUGAUGUUUGGAGUAGAUGGCCCAUUAAAGUACCGUUUGAGACACUGCAAUUAUAUAUUUAAGUGCUAUGUUAUACUGCCAACCUGCAACUUAAGUGCAAUGCAAUAUGCUACAAUAAACCCCAGUAAGCACUGCAGAAACCUUCAAAGAUCCCUAUUAAAACAGCCGUAGCAGAAACCUCAUAACUAUGAUGCUUUCAAGUCCUGUUUGUUUGUCGGCCGCUGCAGCUCCUCUUUUGCUCCUCCCUUUCACAGCAGUGCGUGCAUUGAAGAGAGGUGCCACUCCACGUAGCCAUUCUGUGUGUAUCCAUGUCAGUGUAUGGUUAAUUUCGGUGAAGCUGAAAUUGUUACUGUAAUAUUACUUUGUAAUAAACCUGCUUGCAGAAAGCCACCAGAGCCUGGUGG